Molecule: messenger RNA, 3889 nt
Organism: Notolabrus celidotus (New Zealand spotty)
Lineage: Eukaryota; Metazoa; Chordata; Actinopteri; Labriformes; Labridae
Gene: castor2
Product: cytosolic arginine sensor for mTORC1 subunit 2
Exons: 9
Coding region: 219-1205 (328 amino acids)
Biological process (GO): negative regulation of TORC1 signaling; cellular response to L-arginine
Cellular component (GO): cytosol
Source: RefSeq, a predicted model, not a curated record
GCCGGAAGUGAAAGCGGUCCCCUUAUAGGUUUGACAGCAGGUCCGCUCUUACCUCUUUGCUUUUCUGUAUUCCACCCUGCCUCGCUCUUUCUUUCUGUAUUUAAAGCGCAUUAGCCUGCCGUAUGAGUGUAUUUAUUUAUUUAUGCAUCCUAUUUGAAAGUGUUUAGGUUAUUUUUUUUUUACAUUUUAGUCGUUCCUCAAAUGAGAAGACGUAAAAGAUGGAGCUUCAUAUUUUAGAGCACAGCUUGAAAGUGGCGAGUAUAGAAAAAGAGGGGAUCCAGAUUUGCACUCACGGAUUAAUCAAACUCGCUUUCUUGGCCUCCAAAACAAGAUGCAAGUUUUUCAGUCUGACAGAGACUCCGGAGGACUACACCAUAAUUGUGGAUGAGGAAGGCUUUAAAGAGCUGCCUCAGUCAGAGCACAUCAGUGUUGCUGAUGCCACUUGGUUGGCCCUCAACGUGGUGUCAGGGGGCGGCAACGCCUCCAAUUCACAGCCCAUCGGAGUCACCAAAAUCGCCAAAUCAGUCAUCGCACCACUGGCCGACCACAACAUCUCUGUCUUCAUGCUGUCGACGUAUCAGACCGACUUCAUCCUGGUUCGAGAGCGAGACCUGCCGCUGGUCAUGCACACGCUGUCUUCCGAAUUCACUUUGCUGCGGGUCGUCAACGGAGAGACGGUUGCUGUAAAUGAUCUGGGAGUCACCAACGGCUUCGUGAAGCCAAAACUUGUGCCCCGUCCCAUCAUCCACCCUUUAUCCAGUCCAAGCAACAUGUUCUGUGUGACGAGCCUGGACCCAGACACGCUGCCCUCUGUCGCCACCCUGCUCAUGGAUGUCAUGUUUUACUCUGGAGGACCAAAGGAGCCCGGAGCCUCCAGCGAGGACUCCAACCACAUCCGCUUCUUCUCCUUCUCCCUGAUCGAGGGCUACAUCUCUCUGGUCAUGGACGAACAGACAACUCAAAGGUUUCCAAACAACGUCCUCUUCACGAGCGCUUCUGGGGAGCUUUGGAAAAUGGUUCGCAUCGGGGGACAACCUUUAGGGUUUGAUGAGUGCGGCAUCGUGGCUCAAAUAUCAGAACCUCUGGCAACAGCUGACAUUCCAGCUUACUACAUUAGUACCUUCAAGUUUGACCACGCACUGGUUCCCGAAGAAAACAUCCAAAGUGUGAUCGGAGCUCUGCGGACCAAGAGCACAGCACAGUGAAGGAAAGCCGGAGGGAAACGACCGUUUUCAAAGUCAUUUCGUUCAAACGUUUAUCAUGUCCAAAAAGUGCCAAGAGCGUAUUAGCGGACUCCUGUGGAUCGGCCCCGAAAGGAAGGGAUCCAACCACAAAGCGUGGGCGGCAUAUUGGGGGGAGUGUGAUGGUGUGUUAGGGAUGCCUUUGUUACUCGGUCAUUUUCUCUCCCUCCACCCCUCCUCUCUUCCUCAGCACUCGAGCCCCUCCACUGCCCGCUCUCUGGUAGUUGUUGCUUUAGUUUACCAGACUGAAUAUGUUUCUUCUCCUCUCUGAAGCUGCUUCUUCCCACUCCCUGACCCUCAUGAGCACCAUACUGUAUUAGUUACAUAAUUCCUUUUACCGAAGGAUGACGAAUGUACUCUCUGAAGCAAAAGAAAUAUUAUAUAUAUCUAUAUAUCAAGCUCUCCAUUUUUUUCCUUUUGUUUGUUUGUUUUGUUUUUCACAGGUCAUUUCUCAGUGCCAAGAUGUUUGAAUGCAGAAACUGAUGCCUUUGUCUGAAUACUUUUCAUGUGUGCAAUUGAAGGAGACAAUUUUUGAGCCGGCGCUGACAGAGCGCCUGGUGGAAACACGUGUUUAAUUUUUUUCUUUUGUUGCUUUUAGUAGCUGUUUAACAUGUUUUAAUCACAGAAAGGAUCUGAUUGUUGGAGCUCCUGAGACUUAGAAGUUAAUGCAGAAGUUUGAACUGUUGAAUCAUGAAGGGGAUCCAAGACACUGACGAGCAGAGACUCUUUUAUUCGUGGUUUUAAAGUGAUGUGCAUUCACACUGUGAGCAACAAGAUAUAUGGCAGAUUUGAUCUAUGAAGUGGAAUAACAAAGCUUUAAACACUUUUUCUGUCACUGCAAACUCAUCCAGAGAAUCUCAAUUCACUCUUUAAUUUAAAUUAAAAACUGUUCACCUUUGGUAACAGGUCGUCGUUAAAGGCUGAGACCAAAAGCAAUCAGAGCUGUGAAACAAGCAACAUAGCAGUAGCAGAUUCAACGUCUCAUUUAAACAGCCUCAAGUUUAACGUGAUAUUUAAUAUUUUUGCAUGGCAUGUUUUUGCAGCAACACUAACAAACAGAAUGUAACUCCCUCUUUAGCCUCUUUGAUCACUAUAAAAGCAGAUUAAUAACGAAUCACAGCCGUCUUAGUUGUUUAAAAAAUAUCUCAAUAGAGCUCUUCUGUCAGUGUUUGUUUUGGAUAUUAGAAACAGAGUUGUGAUUGGCCUGAACUGUGUCUGGAAAUCUACGUGAACAGACGUAUUGCAGGGAGAAGAGCAGGAGAUGGAAAAUAGGCUUCCCUUGUUGUGCUUUUGUAGAUAUUGGUUUAAUAAUGAAUAAUCAUUUAACGCCCCUCCUUAAACCUUAGUACUACUCAUCUCAUCUCGCUACAUUUGCUGCCAAUAACUUGAGGAUCAACACUCUGUGAUUUCAAGACUAGAAGAGAAAUAAGAGUUAAGCUUUCUUACAAAGAAGUAAAAAUCAUCUUUAAACUAUUUUGUUUUCAUGCCCAAAGUUUGACACAAAGAUUGAUCCCACUUUCAUUUCUGUUGGUAUUCGUGGAGUUGAAGCCUGGAGGUGAUUAGUGUAGCUUAGCAUAAUGAAUGGAAACAGGUGAAAACAGCUAGCACAGCUUUGCUCUGCAGCUCUUGUACUUCAUUUGUUUUCCACUGAAACAACAGAACUAAAAAAAAGGCACUUUAUGGCUCCUUAAGGAGAGGGACUGUUUUUUGUUUUCCCUGAUUUUACAAACACUUGUCCGGUUUGUGACUUUGCCGGAUCUAUACAGCAUUUCUUUAAUUGUGAGGACCUAAAGAAAAGCUUGACUUUGAAUUCCUAAUCACAGUCAAAACCUGAGAAUCCAUAUUCUAGGGCUGCUGUAUAGCUCGGUGCAUUAUUCAAAGACUCAAACAGCAUCACUAUGAAGUUCUGCAAAGUUGUCCAGGCGUAUAAAUCUUGGUUUCCAGAUUUAAAAAAAACAAUCAGAACUAAGAAAAUAUAAGAUUUCCACUCAUGGUCGGCCUUUUUCCCGUUGAACUAUCUGUCAAAUGAUCCGAAUAUGAUGAGUCACCGUACCACACUCCAGCUCCGGUCACCUCAGCUGACUGGAGGAUCUUGUUGCUCACAGUGCGACCCUGCAGUAAAGACCUGAUGAUGGAAUGCAAUGAUGAUUUCUCCUCCACAGUAGUUAUUACUGAGCCACUUUGACAAUGUACUAGGAGAACGACUGAGUGCUCAACAUAAGCUAAGGUUCACACAGGGCAGGGACGUUUCCCUUCUGACCCUGGUGUCCAUUACGGUCCUGAAGCUGCCCCCCUCCACCGCCCCAGUCUGCACUUUAAUGCAGGUUUCCCCCCCACAGGCCUGCUGUACUGAUGUGAAACGGGGAGGGCUAUUUACUUUACAAAGAUCCUGUCCAGAUGGGGAGAUUUGUGUUGGUCUUAAACAUUUGGUUGUUAUGUUUUUCUAUCUCUCUCUUUUUUUCUUUCCCACAACACCUUGCACCUAACAAGAACCUUUCUUCUGAUCAGCUGUGAUGAGUAGAAACCCUGUGUUUAUCAGUGUUAAAACAUGAGGAAGGUGACUUUUCUUCUGACUCCAUUUCACAGAGAACGUUGAAAGCUUUUCAUUUGGAGCUUCUUGUGUGAAAAAUAAACAAGCUUUUUUUGAA